Molecule: messenger RNA, 2381 nt
Organism: Brassica rapa (field mustard)
Lineage: Eukaryota; Viridiplantae; Streptophyta; Magnoliopsida; Brassicales; Brassicaceae
Product: pentatricopeptide repeat-containing protein At1g62350
Molecular function (GO): protein binding
Source: RefSeq, a predicted model, not a curated record
GGUUACGCGUAUAAUCACAUUUUGGACCUGUAUGGACCCAACUUAUGUUUAUUAGGCCUAAAUAUGUUCGGAUUAUAUUAGUUACCAACAAUAAACCUUUGUCACGAUUAUCCAUGUCUUUGCUUUAUCUUUUGGUCCUAUAUGGGCCGAUUUAGAUUUGAGUUAUUUAUCCAGAUUUGUUACGCAUAUAAUCAUACGUUUUGGGCUUGUAUGGUCCAACUUAUGUUUACUAAGACGAAAGCAAACCAAAUGCAACGAGUAUCCAUGUCUUUUUUUUAUCUUUUGGGUCGGUCUAAAUUUGGAUUAUUUAUUCAGAUUUAUUACGCAUAUAAUCAUACGUUUUGGGCCUGUAUGGACUCAACUUAUGUUUACUAAGACGAAAGCAAACCAAAUGCAACGAAUAUCCAUGUCUUUUCUUUAUCUUUUGAGUCGGUCUAAAUUUGGAUUAUUUAUUCAGAUCUAUUACGCAUAUAAUCAUACGUUUUGGGCCUGUAUGGGCCCAACUUAUGUUUACUAAGACGAAAGCAAACCAAAUGCAACGAGUAUCCAUAUCUUUGCUUUAUCUUUUGGGUCGGUCUAAAUCUGGGUUAUUUACUCAGAUUUGUUACGCAUAUAAUCAUACGUUUUGGGUCUGUAUGGGCCUAACUUAUGUUUACUAAGACGAAAGCAAACCAAAUACAACGAGUAUCCAUUUCUUUGCUUUAUCUUUUGGGCCGGUCUAGAUUUGGGUUAUUUACUCAGAUCUGUUACGCAUAUAAUCAUACGUUUUGGGCCUGUAUGGGCCUAACUUAUGUUUAUUAAGACGAAAGCAAACCAAAUACAACGAGUAUCCAUUUCUUUGCUUUAUCUUUUGGGCCGGUCUAGAUUUGGGUUAUUUACUCAGAUCUGUUACGCAUAUAAUCAUACGUUUUGGGUAUGUAUGGGCCCAACUUAUAUUUACUAAGACGAAAGCAAACCAAAUACAACGAGUAUCCAUUUCUUUGCUUUAUCUUUUGGGCCGGUCUAGAUUUGGGUUAUUUACUCAGAUCUGUUACGCAUAUAAUCAUACGUUUUGGGCCUGUAUGGGCCUAACUUAUGUUUAUUAAGACGAAAGCAAACCAAAUACAACGAGUAUCCAUUUUUUUGCUUUAUCUUUUGGGCCGGUCUAGAUUUGGGUUAUUUACUCAGAUCUGUUACGCAUAUAAUCAUACGUUUUGGGUAUGUAUGGGCCCAACUUAUAUUUAGUAAGACGAAAGCAAACCAAAUGCAACGAGUAUCUAUGUCUUUGCUUUAUUUUUUGGGUCGGUUUAAAUUUGGGUUAUUUACUAUUACGCAUAUAAUCAUACGUUUUGGGCCUGUAUGGGCCCAACUUAUGUUUAUUAGGCCCAAAUCUGUUCGCAUUAUAUUAGUUUUACCAACAAUAAACCUUCUUCUUCUUCAAGAACAUGUUGAUCCUCCUGCGUAGAGUUAAACACUCGAUUCCUCAGAGCUUCUUCCUUCGCCAAAUUGGAUUCGCAAACAGUGAUCUCACUGUUCGUUCGUACUUAUCAGGACCUGCUUCGAGUCCCAGCUUAUCGAUAUGGAGACGGAAGAAAGAAAUGAGCAAAGAAGGUUUAAUCGCCGCCAAGGAGCUCAAGCGUCUGCAAACCAAACUCGUCCGUCUCGAUCGAUUCAUUGCUUCCCACGUCUCUCGCCUCCUUAAGUCCGAUCUCGUCUCCGUUCUCGCCGAGUUUCAGAGGCAAGACCAAGUGUUCCUCUGUAUGAAGCUCUAUGAAGUUGUGAGGAGAGAGAUAUGGUACAGACCAGACAUGUUCUUUUACAGAGACAUGCUCAUGAUGCUUGCAAGAAACAGGAGAGUGGAUGAGACCAAAAAGGUAUGGGGAGAUUUGAAGAGAGAAGGGGUUUUGUUUGACCAGCACACGUUUGGAGACCUUGUUAGAGCGUUUUUGGACAAUGAGCUUCCGGUGGAAGCGAUGAGAUUGUAUGGAGAGAUGAGAGAUUCUCCUGACCCGCCUCUGUCUCUGCCUUUUCGAGUUAUGCUGAAAGGACUCGUUCCUUACCCUGAGCUGAGAGAGAGAGUGAAAGAUGAUUUCUUGGAGCUUUUCCCUGGGAUGGUUGUGUAUGAUCCUCCUGAGGAUUUGUGUGAAGAGAGCGAUGACGAAGCUAGAACAGAUAGUGAUCUUGAGUAGAGAGGUUUUGAGAUUCAGCUUUCUCACAUACCAGUUUUUGUAUUAAAUGCAUUGCACAAACUGAACGAAUUGAACUUAUCGGGUCAAUGUAUGUCAGUGUCGUUCAUUUAGAUCUAGGUCGUGUUUUCUUUGAUUCUUGCUUUCAUAUAUUGUUAGGAACAUAAACAAACCAUUUGUAAGCUAUAUGAGCAAUGAUAUACAAGUUUUUAGCAA